Daldinia childiae is the source of this 1203-nucleotide messenger RNA. RefSeq names its product UPF0665 family protein C23C4.06c. The coding region runs from base 1 to 1203 and encodes 400 amino acids. The record is from RefSeq and is a predicted model, not a curated record. The transcript has a single exon. NCBI's taxonomy places the organism in Eukaryota, Fungi, Ascomycota, Sordariomycetes, Xylariales, Hypoxylaceae.
AUGCACUACAUACGCUUGUUGCGUGGCCCAAAAUUAGACGCAUCAAACCUCAAGAGACCACUUAUCUCAAUCCUUCUUACCAUCACCACGGAUCUGGGUGACUCAUUUCUCUACCCGGAUGAGCCCGUCGACUUGAUUAUUUCGGUGGAGAAUCCGACAGGCCAGUCAAUCAUACUAGACGGAGAUCCCCCGCCUAGAUGGACUGCUGGCAUGCGAUGUCUUGACGUCAAAGUCCCCAUCAAGCCGCAUUUCAAGAAGGACGAUGUCACGUGUACGAUUAGGAUUCACCCAGCGACACAAACUCCACCAUUAGGAGUGUUGAAGGGUAGCGAUAUGCUUCCGUGGAGCGUUGCUAGAGGCUCGUUUGCAAGCAAGGGUCUCAUCAUGCCAGUUUCCGUAGAGAUGGCGAAGGGCAUCUGCGCGCCCGUUGCUGUGCGAACACUCCAGCUUGACUCCAGGUCUCAGCCCCAGGACCAAAUAGAUAUUGACCUUGAAGAGGACAUCGGUGAGAGCAUUGCACGCCACAUAUGGGACGCAGGUGCUGUGACAGCCUCCUUUUUAGGGGACGCAUGUAGCACCAAGGAAGGUAUCUAUGACACGCUGCUUAUGCGAGAAGACGGCUUUAAUGUCUUAGAGCUCGGCAGUGGUGUUGGCAUUCUCGGGAUUACCCUGGCGCAAGUCAUAGGAAGGGCCGUGGUCCGUGGCCAUACGUCCAGUAAAGCUACUGUAUUACUAACAGACCUCUCGGAGGCAGAAGAGCGCGCGAGGUCAAACAUAUUAAGGGCCGAAGCGGCGCUGUCUCACAUAAAUCCCAAUGGUUCUGCAGUGGCUCUUCAGUACGAAGACCUAGACUGGGACGAGGGCAAGCACGGAAAGUUCGGGACUCUUGUUUCUGCUCGUCCGUGGGAUCUAGUUGUACUUAGUGAUUGUACAUACAAUGUUGAUUCAUUACCCGCGCUCAUCGGAACGCUGAGCGCGCUACACGCUGCAAAGUUAAAAUACCCCGGGGUAGAAGAAGGUGCAAAGACUUUUGUUAUCCUAGCAACAAAACCUCGCCAUUCUUCGGAGCAGGCUCUAUUUGGGUUGCUAACUGCCGAUGAUUGGCAAUACAACAUUCUUAAAUCCAUUCCACUGCCAAAGCUGGGCGAAGAAGAUGAGGCAGUUGAUAUAUACUUAUUAGAAAAGGGUAAAAAGAUGUCAUAG